GUGUACAAUAUAGACUCUUGCCACUGAAAUGAAGCCAAGAAAUUACCAUUCAUGAUUCUUUAGUGUGUUAGUAUUUCAACGAAGGUGUCCGAGGAUUAAUUACCGAGGUUGGACAAGAAUUUGAUUCGACCAAUAAUAGUGGUUUAUCUGGGAAGGCACCUAUCUAAUGCUCAUGGCUUGAGUUCUCUGAAGCUGCUUCUCCUGAUACCGCUCAUACCUUCACAAGAAAAGUGGUACUCUCAAGUCCCAACGAAAGCAGGAACGAAGCAUUUCCUCGGAUUAAGUCAAUCCCACCAAGGACCAAGGUAUCUCUCUGCAUAUAUGCACUAACAAUAUCUCUCUGCUAAGAACCUUUGAUGCUUUGAGAAUGGUUGCAUCAUUGCUUCAUUUACGGUGCUCCAAAACUUCAGCUGACAGGAGUAAAAGAAGUGGUACCUGAAGCGGCUAAUUAGUAGAAUAGAAAGAAGCGACGGGAUGCAGUCAUUGAGCAAGUAGAUGGAGCCUUGAACUAAGCUGACUGCAACAUUAGCUUCAUCAUGUGUCCCAGACAUCACAAUCCUCAUACUUCUCCCAAGAUAAUAAUCAAGUACUCCAAUUUUAGCACGUGAAAUCUGAUUCGCCAAAAAUCCCAUACAUGUUAUCCAAUAGAAAGAGAGACUGCAGUCGAAAAGAAAUUCAGCAACUCCAAGUAGAUCGAAAUUUUGUUCAUCAAUAAUAGAAACCAUAUUUCUCCAAGUAGACAUGAAUUUUGUUCAUCAAUGAUAGAAACCAUAUCUAUUAUUAGGAUAAUUGUUUGUUGUAGGUCUGCCAACCAAAUUUCUAUUACUCUGAAAUCCAGACCACAGACAAUAUUAUAACGAACCCACUUUGCCAUCAAUUAAACUACUCACCAUAUGAUCAUGGUAUAGCAAAUUUAGUUCUCGCGACAAUAGAAAAAUUAAAGACCACGAUGUACCUGUCACUUGACACAAAAUCCUGCCAAUCCCUGUUUUCUAGGCCACAAGCAACCAAUUUAUACUCUACAAAAUCCUCAAGUGGGUUUGCCGAUGAUUGCGUGGUGCUUAUAGAUCAUUCUCUGGAGUCGGGAAGAACAAGAAGAUUGCAGUCAAUUAGUCUCACAGCAUACAAUAUUGGUGUGGUUUCAGCAUCGUUCACCGUCUGCCUUUCGUCGUCAGGCUGCCAACCAAUUCGAUCCUUCUCAAGCAACAAAAGAGCCUAUAUUGGAUGUUAUUGGUUUGAAAUUCUGGAUGCUGCCCAUUCUCGUCCUGCUUUUUUUUGAAUUCCUACCUUCACAGAUCGAUGGAUUUAGGUUGGAAAUUCGGCAGCACACACCAACUUCUUUCCCCAAACAUAUAUGGAUGCAGAUUUCACAAGAGGCACACACACUUGUUGCCAAAUAUUUUGAUUGGCUCGAGCAAAAACCCAUCAAGAUUUCUCACCAGAACCACUCUGAAACCAUAUUCUGGGUCACUAUUCUCAACAGCACAUGAGCUUCCUUCAGCCCUCCUCUACUUUCCCCUGGAAACAAAACAGAGUCCCAUAAGAAAGAACAGAGCAAAACUCCUUGAUGGAUUCAGGUUCUACAUUGAAACCCAUCUUCUGGGUUUUACUAUUGCUUAUGAGUCUUGGCCAUUCUAACCCAUAUUCUGGAACCAGUUCCGACUCCAGCUCCUUGGUAUAUACCAAAUGCGCAAAUCAGAGUUUCACGGGAGCCACUGAGGCAUAUCAUCGAACGCUUUCCGCGCUUUACCAACAACUCCUCACGGAGUCUUAUCGCUCCAAGUUCUUCAAAUCCACUGCAGGCGACGAGAACCUAGGGAUCUCCGGCCUCUUCCAAUGCAGAGGCGAUCUGGGAAACGACGACUGCCAACACUGCGUCGGCGGGCUUCCGGAGACAUUGGGCAGCCGCUGCGGGCAAGCUGUCGCGGCGAGGGUCCAGCUCUCGGGUUGCUAUCUGCGCUACGAAACCGAUGGGUUUCCGGAACAUGAGCUCUGGCCGUCGGAGGGCGGCGGAGGGAGAAGCGAUGAUUACGAGUCCGAGCUGCUCCACGAGAAAUGCAGCAGCAAGAGCGACAACUCCAGCGAUUUCAAGACGGCGAGGGAGGCGGCUUUCGCGGCGGUGGAGGCGCAGCUGGCAAAAGCGGAGGUUGGGUUCUGCGAGAAGGAGAUCGAGCACGUGCAAGUGGUGGCGCAGUGCGAAGGGGGUUUGGGAGCUUGCGAUUGCGGCCAAUGCGUCCAUGCCGCGGCGGAGAUCGCGGAGGAGAAAUGCGGCAGCUCUGUUACCGGUGAAGUGUAUUUGAGUAAAUGCUAUCUUAGCUAUAGCUACGAUUCCGAAGGUCAGCCGAUUAAACCUAUUUUAUAUAGUCUCAUUAAUCUCAUCCACUAAAAAUUGUGCUUUAGGGGUCGUUUGGAAAAAAAAUUAAUGAAUUCAUUCAAUCAUACAUUUAUUAGAAAGUUGGAAUUUUUUUUUUUUAAUAAAUGGUUUGAGUUUGC
Molecule: messenger RNA, 2493 nt
Organism: Linum trigynum
Lineage: Eukaryota; Viridiplantae; Streptophyta; Magnoliopsida; Malpighiales; Linaceae
Source: the annotation of a GenBank genome assembly